Molecule: messenger RNA, 1219 nt
Organism: Ziziphus jujuba (common jujube)
Lineage: Eukaryota; Viridiplantae; Streptophyta; Magnoliopsida; Rosales; Rhamnaceae
Product: peroxidase 40
Exons: 4
Coding region: 79-1098 (339 amino acids)
Biological process (GO): response to oxidative stress; hydrogen peroxide catabolic process
Molecular function (GO): heme binding; peroxidase activity
Source: RefSeq, a predicted model, not a curated record
AAGAACUACUAUAUAGAAAGUAGAAGAAUUUGUCUAUAGACUAUAGUGAUAGUAUAGGAAAAGAACAAGAGGUCCAUAAUGGCCAUGAUAAUCAUGAAGUUCUUGUUGCUUUCAUUGUUUCUGAAUCUACAAGUCAUUUUGUCUGAAAAUAUGCCAACAACAGCUAGUCAAGAAGCAGGGUAUGGUUAUGGAGGUGAAAUAGGAGGGUUCUUAAGAAUAGACUUGUAUAAAUUUGCCUGUCCAGAAGCAGAGGCUAUAAUCUUCUCUUGGGUCAACAAGGCAGUCAUGGAGGACUCAAGAAUGGCCGCCUCUCUUCUUCGUCUCCAUUUCCACGACUGCUUUGUCAAUGGAUGUGAUGCUUCAGUGCUGUUAGACGACACAGAGAGCUUCGUGGGUGAGAAAACAGCAGCGCCAAAUUUGAACUCUCUGAGGGGUUUUGAAAUAAUUGACGCCAUUAAAGCAGAGCUCGAGUCUGUUUGCCCUCAAACUGUAUCAUGUGCUGAUAUUCUCGCUAUUGCUGCAAGAGACUCUGUGCUUCUGUCUGGUGGGCCAGGUUGGGAUGUCCAAAUGGGAAGGAAGGACAGCUUCACUGCUAGCAAAGCAGCAGCCAACAACAAUAUCCCAGGCCCAAAUUCAACUGUACCUAUACUCAUUGCCAAGUUUCAGAACUUGGGCCUCGAUCUGAGGAACAUGGUUGCACUCUCUGGUGCACACACAAUGGGAAAAGCCCGUUGUUCGACGUUUAGUGCUAGGCUACAAGACACUAGCAUACAUUCACCUCUGGAUUUCAUUGAAUCACUUCAACAACUAUGCUCUGGAUCAGACAGCGGCACAACUCUAGCACACCUCGACUUGGUAACCCCGGCAACAUUUGACAACCAGUACUAUGUUAACCUCAUUUCUGGAGAAGGUUUGCUCCCUUCCGACCAGGCUCUCAUCACAGGAGAUGAUCGAACUCGUGAGCUUGUCCAAACAUAUGCAAACGAUCUAUUCACCUUCUUUGAGGACUUCAAGAAUUCUAUGCUUAAAAUGGGAAACAUUGGGGUAGCAACAGGAAUAGACGGCGAGAUACGAACCAACUGUAGGACCAUUAACUAACCCAUCACGCCAAGAUGGGCAUGCCAGUGGUUUACUCAAUGUGGAAUGUUUUUAGUGCUUAGGUGUGGUGUCUGGUUUCAAAGCGAAGUUAAUCCAACUUGAUUAGAUAGUUUAAUAUCCA